This is a messenger RNA of Cyclocybe aegerita, 729 nucleotides long. Lineage: Eukaryota; Fungi; Basidiomycota; Agaricomycetes; Agaricales; Hemipholiotaceae. The record is from the annotation of a GenBank genome assembly.
AUGUCCGUCGCUGACGUACAGCCAACUGCAGAUCCUGAUGAUGCCUGGAGUGCAACCUGGGGUGCCCUUUAUUCUACAGCUCCAACGACGACUGUAGUUGGACAGCAGCGGCAGCAAUUCGCACCUAGGAAGUCCGCACCGCCGACAACGACGCCUAUGGUCUCAGCACAGGUCCUCGUCCCUCAUGGAGCUGUCUCCGCUGGCCCAAAUGUCGGUAUUGGUCCUGCCAAUGUCCGAACGGGCCCACUCGUAACGCCAGCAAGUACACCAUCGCCGACGCUGCGAUCCCAGGCGCCGCAAUGGGGCUUACACCAGCCUGGGGGUCCUGUAGGUUCUCAGCCUCCUCUGUCCCAAGCCCCAGCUAUCAGGCAGCCGUAUGCUGUUCGGGACCCCUGGCUGGCCCAUGCCCAUGUAAACAGGAUUGCUUAUCAGCCCGCACCAUCUUCCUCGACCACUGCUGCUGCUGCUUCUGCUGCGUCAGCAUUAGCGACUCUUCCUCCAGCUGCAACAGCACCGUCACCCUCAGUCACUACUUUCUCUACGUUGCCGCCAGCUGCCGCGCCGAACAACCAGACCGACCCUGCUGGCUCUGCUGGUCAGAAACGGGCAAGGACAAACGAAGAUCCUACUGAAGACGAAGGUCAAUCGGAUGUCGCGAGGAGACCUCGGUCGUUUUUCCCUGAUGGACGACCCAAUCAUCCAGAUAACAGCUUUAACAGUCGCGGAUAG